Molecule: messenger RNA, 380 nt
Organism: Staurois parvus
Lineage: Eukaryota; Metazoa; Chordata; Amphibia; Anura; Ranidae
Source: the annotation of a GenBank genome assembly
UUCACCAGGGCCCCUGAUGGUGGGGAUGGACUUGACGCAGCCAGGAACCAGGUUGCGGCCCCCAAGACACCUCAGCUGCGGUAAUGGCCGCCGCCAAUGGCGUGUAGCUGGUGGAAGAAACAAAAGAGUAAUGCAAAGCUGAAGCAGGCCAACUGUCAGUGGGUAGAUACUGGAUCUCAGAUGUGUAGUCAGACAAACAGAGGUCAGCAACAUACUGGCAGCAGGAGCACAGAGUCAGGAACCAGGAGCAUAGUCAGGCAGGCCAGGUCAGCAACGUGUGGGCAGCGAGGUACCAAAGGAGCAGGCAGAGAAUAGUCAGGGUCACAAGCCGGGUUCAGGAACUCACAGCCAGCACGGUACAGAGGAUCAGGCAGAAGGAU